Messenger RNA from Stylophora pistillata, 3734 nucleotides. Its product is annotated as ATP-dependent RNA helicase DHX58. Gene Ontology annotation, cellular component: cytoplasm. Gene Ontology annotation, molecular function: ATP binding; hydrolase activity; DNA binding. The record is from RefSeq and is a predicted model, not a curated record. NCBI's taxonomy places the organism in Eukaryota, Metazoa, Cnidaria, Anthozoa, Scleractinia, Pocilloporidae.
GAUGCGCUGAAGUCUCCUUCGAUCAACGCUUACUUAAAUCGUCGAUCGUCAGCCUUAAGUAAGCUGAUCAUGACAAUUCCAGAAGCAACUUGGAUCGAUCUUCUCAAUGAAAGAACACCACAUUUGAUCAAAGAAGUCGCACCAACCAAGUUGUUACCACAUUUGUAUUUGGCACCGGCGGACAAAGAGAAUAUCGUAUGCGAUGAAAAGAACUUGGGUGCCUCUUUCGCAACAUCGGCUCUUCUCGAAAAACUGAAGAAACAAAAUGGAUCAAAUGGCCGGAAGACAUUUGACGCGCUUGUCAGAGCUCUCCGAAAUAUCGGAAAUCAACAAACGGCACUGCUGCUUGACCCGCACUUUAAAGUUCCUUCUGCCCCGGAGGAAAUCGUUGAUGUAAAUUGCUCUCGACUAGGAAUUCUGGGAACAGCAGCAGAAAUUGGCGUCAGAAUCCGAUUAAUCAACGAAGAAACAAAGAAGUAUUGCGUGAAACUUGAGGAAGCAAUGUGGAGUAAAUUUCAAGAUAUCAGAUCGGAUAGCACCCUCCAAUUACGAAAUCAGUUGGACGAGGAUUUACCAGAAGGCGCAGCUUUCUCAGCGGUCAUUCAAGAAACCAAAGAUAAGCUACCAGCUUGCAAACUUCGCGUGUCUCAGAAGUCAGCCGCUGAUCAGAUUUGGGAAGAUUAUGGCAAUGGAAAGCUGAGGGAAAUUCUGAAAGAAAAAUUGCUUCAUGGAAUAGUUGCUGAUAAUAACCAUCUUAAAAUGAGCAUUCAUAUUAUGGAAGAGGAAUAUGAAUGGGCGUGUAAAACUUUGGCAGGUGAUGAUUCUCCCGAGCUUUCAGACGAAACGCAGAAAAUGAGAAAAGUACGCAUUCCCCCAGUAUAUCUCGACAAAAGCGCAAGUCGGAAACUUAAACUCCGUUCAUACCAACAUGAACUUUCAAUCCCUGCAUUGAAAGAGAACAACUGCAUCAUUUGCGCGCCAACAAACAGUGGAAAGACUUACGUAGCACUCGCCAUAUCUAUGGCACACCUGGAAGUGCUGAGAGCCAAAAAGACAGAGAAUAAAGGUAUUACACCGGCAGCCACUCCAAUGUCUCGCCGAAAGGUUUUGUUCAUUGUGAAUAAAGUUAAUCUGGUUCUACAACAGAGGCAGCGAUUUGACUACUACUUGUCCAACAGGCAUGAUAUCACAGACAUAUCAGGAGCAAAUGCUCAAGACAAACAACUCGAUGAGAUCACCGAAGAAAAUGACGUGAUAGUCCUUACCGCCCAGAUCUUGGUUGAUGCUCUCAAGUCCAGAAGAGUCAGCAUAACCGAUUACUCUUUACUCAUAUUUGACGAGUGUCAUCACACAGAUAAGGGCCAUCCGUACAACGACAUCAUGCUCAAAUACCUGGGGAUCAAGUAUGCUUCUCGAAGUGGUCAGGACUUGAGCCCAGAGAGGCAAAACCUUCCGCAGAUCAUUGGGCUGACGGCUUCUUUGGGAGUUGGCAAAGCCAAGAGCGAGAUUGAAGCCCAAGAUCACAUCCUCCAAUUGUGUUCAAACCUUGACUGCUCCGUAAUUGUCACUGUUGAGAAACACAAGCAAGAUCUGCAAGGAUUUACAGGGAGGUGCAUACGUACUUGCCACGAAAUAGCGGAUGGUGAACCGGAUUAUUUUGAUGAAAUCAUAAACGGUGUCAUGGUAAACAUUGAACGAAUGCUGCCAAGGUUAUCUGGGCGAAAUGGCACUCCUAACGACAGAGGAGGGCAGCAGUACCAGCAGUGGUUAAAGGAACUGGAUCGAGACUCUGUCACCCACAAAAGUCGCGAACAGUGUACUUUAGUGCAACACUUACUGGUGUAUAAUACUGCUCUGGCCAUCAAGAAAUGCUGUCGAGUCAAAGAUGCCCUGAAAUACGUCACGGAAUUUCAUGAGAGACAAAGGGAAGACAAAUUCAAAGAUAUUGAUCGGAAUUUAAGGGCUGUGUACCAAAAGGCCAGGAAAGAUCUCGACCUCAAGAUAGAAGAGAAAGGAGAGCUAAAAAACCCAAAACUAGAAGCCGUUGCCACAUUGCUGAAACAAAAGUACCAAGCGUGUGUGGAGGAAGGAGGCGAACAAAUAGCCAAAGGGAUGCUCUUCACUAAAACCCGUGAAAAUACCAAAGCACUGAAGGCCUGGCUUGAUGAGAAUAUUGAUUUGAGCUUUAUUAGGGCAGAACGUCUUGUUGGUACUGGGAAAGGAGAGGAUGGAAUGACCCAAUGUCAACAGGAGGAAGUCAUCGCCAAUUUCCGUAGUGGCCGGGUAAACCUGUUAGUAUCUACCACAGUUGGUGAGGAGGGAAUCGAUAUCCCUGACUGCAAAUUCGUCAUACGUUAUGACGUCAGUGGUAACGAAAUAGCAAGCGUUCAGUCACGUGGGCGCGUGCGUGACAGAGAAGGACAGUAUGAAGUAGUGGCGGGAAGAAAGACUGGUGUUAUUGAGAAGGAAAAUCUAAAUGUGAUCAGAGAGGAGAUGAUGGAGGAUGCAAUUAGAGAGGUGAAGACAAUGAAUGUAGACGAAUACCAAAGAAAGAUUUUAGAUCUUCAAAGGAGAGCUAUCAGCCAACGACAAAUGAAAGAAACGAUCAAGAAGUAUGAGAAAGGCAAGAGGCAUCAAGACAAGGUGAAAUUAUUUUGCCGGAAGUGCCAAGUGUUUGCUUGCAGUGGAGUCAGCAUCCGGUGUAUAAAGGAAGCCCACCAUGUGGUUAUUGACAAAGACUUUCCGUCUAAGUUUUAUUUUAAGAAAUCCAAGACUCCCCGGAAGAUCAAUGAAAUUGAACUAACAGGGCCUUUGCACUGCCAAGAUUGUGAUGCAGAGUGGGGUGUGAUGCUCAAGUAUCAAAGUAAAGAAUUACCUUGCAUUAAAGCAUCCUUCUUUGGAUUUGAAUUUGAGGAAGAAGAUGGUGGUACGAAAACGUUGUCCUUUAGAAAGUGGAAAGACGUACUCUUCAAUGUAAAAGGCUUCGAUCCCAGUGAAACACAGACUGAAUUUGGUAGUUUAGAUAUUCCAGAGCUCAGUUUAGAUUAGAAUGCUUUUUCCGAAAAAAAAUUAAACGAGUAAGGGACAGCUAUCUUUAUUAUUGUUAUCAUUUUAACUUUACGUUUUCCCAAGUGGUAACCAACUACGGCUAUUUUUACAUCUGAAAUGGAACUUCAUCUUUUUCCGAAAGAAUACCAACCCCAGGCUGAAGCCGAAGUCUAAAUCUCUCACUCGGAUAUAGUCGCUCGGGGCAUCAAAUGCAAGAGGCAUUCGUUCUAAAUAAUUUUCAAAUUGUCAGCGAUCUCGAAGCCGUCAGCUGAGGCUGUGUCAGUAACUUUGCAUCUUGGCAAACACGAAAGUAAAACAAGGGUCCUACCGAUGGACGUGACUUUAUAACCGGUACCUUUGCAAAACGUCUUAUGUUUUCCUUUCAACGUUUUUUGGUAUCUUUACGCAACUGUUUCAGAGCAUAUUUUUGAAGAGAAACUUAAUCACCAGGGCUUCGAAGAGUUUGUUUAGUUUCCAACUGCUACAGGAUUGUCUAAAUAUCAUGUGUAUCCUAAAGCUUUCAAGAGCACUUUGUCUUACUGUAAUUGCAAAAAAAAAAAGUUAAUGUCAAUCAAAUAUUUUUAUCCAAUAAGGACAAUUUUUUCUUGGUUAUGCUACAUAUAGAAAUAUUAACACCUUCCAGUGACCUGGUACAGAGAAGGAUGAAUAAAAAGUUAAAAUUGUUA